Molecule: messenger RNA, 3427 nt
Organism: Salvelinus sp. IW2-2015
Lineage: Eukaryota; Metazoa; Chordata; Actinopteri; Salmoniformes; Salmonidae
Product: desmocollin 2-like protein
Biological process (GO): cell morphogenesis; multicellular organism development; cell-cell adhesion mediated by cadherin
Cellular component (GO): catenin complex; adherens junction; plasma membrane
Molecular function (GO): cadherin binding; calcium ion binding
Source: RefSeq, a predicted model, not a curated record
GAGUAAUCGCGGGCGUGGUAGCAUGCCUACAUUUCUACGGUCAUAUUAGAACAAAAACGAAAUCGUUAUUCCGCUACCGGCAAUGCCAGUCGCCAUAUGGACAAAAUGAGGGUACUGUAAUUGAUUGAUGUAAAGAAUAUCCACCAUUUCAAUCCCGCCCUUGACAGAACAAAGUUUAGUUAUUGUUCUUGCGUGUGUAAUCGUGUCUAGUCGGAUACAGUGUUUCGAAUUGCGGCAACAAAAAUGGCACCGAAUUUACCUGUACAUUUAUGCAUAUUUUUGAUCCUCUCAUGUGUGGAUUCCUGCUUUAUCCCUGUCUCCAUACAAGCAACAGUACCUCGGACAGUACAAGUUGGACAUGUUAUUGCAAAAGUUGAUGUGGACCAAUGUGACACCAUCACAUUGGACUUUACAACUAGUGACCCCGACUUCACAGUACGACCUGAUGGCACUAUAGUAACAGACGCCAUCACCAUGGUACCAGCCAAUGGCAGAACAUUCUCAGUGCAGUUUCAGGACCCCAAUGCUCAGAAGAGAGAAAUGAAUGUUUACCUUGUCCAGGACUCUAGAAAGGUAUUGAAAGACGGCCUACUAAAACGCUCCAAAAGACGUUGGAGUCCUCUGCCUUUCAACAUCAUAGAAAAUGACGUUCAGCCAUUUCCAAAGAACGUUGAGCUGAUUGCGUCUGAUUCGUCGGCCAUUCGCAGUGUGUACUACACCAUCAGUGGGCCCGGAGUGACAGAGGAGCCUGUGGGUGUGUUCAGUGUGGAGAUGGAGAGUGGGAUGUUGAAGGUCAACAAAGCUGUCGACCGCGAGAGAACCCCUCAGUUUGUAUUUCAAGCCAGAGUGUUUGACAGAUACACCAACCAGGAGACAGAUCUACCAUUACCCAUCACAGUGAAUGUAGACGAUGUGAACGACAAUGCACCAACUUUCACUGGCCUACUGCAGUUUACUGUGCUGGAGCAAAGCAAAGCAGGGACGAUGGUGGGGAUGGUGAAUGCCACAGACAUAGACGAGCGUGGUACAGACCACACUAAGAUCAGGUACUCUCUCCUCUCUGGGACUAACCUGUUCUACAUUAACCCAGAGACAGGAGUCAUCAGCACCAAAACAGACACCCUCGACAGAGAGGUGAAUGAUAAGUAUUUGGUGACAGUGGAAAUCAGAGACAUGAAUGGAGCUCUGAAUGGUCUAUUCAACACAGCCACAGCCACCAUUGUGUUGGGUGAUAUCAACGACAACCCUCCCACAUUCACAAAGACAUCUUACGAUGUAAAAGUUAAAGAGAACCAAGGAGAGGGACUCAUCCUCAGAAUCCCCAUUGAAGAUAAGGACUUGGUGAAGACACCAAACUGGAACACUGAGUUUGUCAUCCAAAAGGGGAAUGAAAACGGGAACUUCAGGAUCGAAAGAGACCCCAAAACGAAUGAAGGACUAAUUUACCUAAUAAAGCCUCUAGACUACGAGAAGACCAAGAAUCUAAAGCUGGAGGUGUUGGCCCGUAACCAGGCUGAGCUGAGUGGGACCACGGCCCAGUGGAUGUCCAUCCCUGUAGACGUCUCUGUAGUGGACGAGGACGAGGGACCAGAGUUCACCGCCCCCACCGUACUCUUCACAGUCAAGGAGAACACUCCUAACGACACCCUGAUUGGGACCUACAUAGCCGUAGACCCAGAGACCAAGAGCAGCGCCGGCAUCAAGUAUUACAAGGUCUCAGACCCUGCUUCAUGGAUCAAGGUAGAUGAAAGCACCGGACAGCUGAAGAUCGCCAAUAAUAUCGACAGGGAGUCCCACUUUGUAACGAAUGGCGUGUACAACGUCACUAUGAAAGCUGUUGAUGCCAGUCUCAAGACAGGUACAGGGACAGUGAUUAUUCAAGUGGAGGAUGUGAACGACCACGUCCCAGUCAUCCCCUCUAAAGACCUGGUGGUGUGUGAGAAGGAUGGGGGAGAGAUGGGCUCCGUGCUGGUGGUAGCAGAGGACAAAGACCGAGCUCCAUUCUCCGCCCCCUUCAGCUUCGAACUGGGAGAGGAGCAUGAUGGAAGAUGGGCUGUGAAGCGACUUAACGACACUGCAGGGAUGUUGGAGCACACCAAGGACCUCCCUAUUGGUCUGUAUACUGUCCCCCUGAUGGUCAAGGACUUACAGGGAUUUGGAAAGACCCAGACUGUAACUGUCCAGAUCUGCCGCUGCAGGAACGGAGCGUGUUUGGCCUACCAGAACUCCACGUCGCUGGGGGUGUGGGCCAUCCUGGCCAUGCUGCUGGCGCUGUGCCUGCUACUUCUUCUCUGUAUCUUCUUUGCAUUCAUCUGUGUUACAAAGAAUGAGAAAAUGGAGCUGGAAGAUAUGGGAGACAGUGGCGGUAUCCUCCUGAAGUCUAACAUUGAGGCCCCAGGGGAUGCAGUGGAUUCAAAUCUCAUCAUCGUUCCUGCAUCUGGGAUCGACUCAUCAGUGAAGGGAUCCAUGAUUGACGUGGGGUGGGUGGGAGUUAAGAACUCUGGUAUGAUUGGAGGAGGCCUGGGCGCUCAGCAGUCCGGCGGCGUCAUAGUGACCGAUAUGGAGACCGGCUUCUCUGGCCAAUACGAAGGCAGCCAGUACGUUGGACAAUAUGGCAGUGGACAAUAUGCCAGUGGACAAUGUGGUGGAGGUCAAUAUGGCAGUGGAAACAUGACUUUUGACAACACACGUUUCAUGAAAUUCAACAACUCUGCAGCUUGGCACACCUGGCAAACCAACGGGCUGUUUUUACAACAGAAGUUGGCUUACCUAGGGACGAGGGAGGAGGGGCGAUAUGCCGAUGACAUCAUCCACGCGUACGGCUUCGAGGGGGUGGGGUCUCCAGCCGGCUCAGUGGGCUGCUGCAGUGACCAAGGCAACCAGGAAGACCUGGACUUCCUAAACACAUUGGGGCCAAAGUUCAAGAUAUUAGCUGAUGUCUGUAACAAGAAAUGAACAAAGAGAAUGUAAUGCAUUAUGUUUUUAUUACUGUAAGUGUACUCUUUUUCUAAUAAUACCAUGGAUUUUAGGAAUCUGUUAAGAGGGUUGCAAUGCUAUCAUUCAGAGUAAUCACACUGAAUUGCUCUAACUGUUUGUUGGUUAGAGACAUUUUGCACUGGAAAGUACCAUGUAUUUACUUGUACAGCAAAUUCUCCAGUGUUGAAUCAACUCUGCGAUUUGUUAAAUGUAACACUUUUUCAGAGUCUAUACGGGUCCACACUUUUUUCAGUGAUAUUAACAUUUUAAUGAACACCUGUAGUGUUAAGGUAACUUGUAUUUGGGGUAUGGUGUAAAGCCGUAUUUGCAUAUUUCCCAGUGUGCCUUACCUUUUCGAGUGAAUUGUAGAAUUGUUAGUGACAAAGACAUGGUCAUUGCAUUCGUUCAUUUUCAGUCCUGUGGCUUUCACCAAAUAAAAUGAUUAACAGUG